GCAGCAGAGGCACAGAAGGAGACUGCGAGAGGAGCUGGGAAUUACACACAAACACAGCCGAAUCCGAACACCCUCCCCUGGACACACCCUGCUGGGGAUCACUGCUUCUUCUCUUUUUUUCUGAUCCAUCGCCCACGCCACUCUGAGAGAAAGCUCUCCCUCAUCAUCAUCCUGAAGAAAACCCCUUUCUCCUCAUUUUCAUCCUACAGAGGACACCUACAAUCUCAAAGGGCUGAGAUUCCCUGGUGAAGAUAGUCUUUUUUCCUUUUUUCUUUUUUUUCUUUUAAUUUGGACACAGCCACUCUAUACAGAACAGAAAGGCCAUAUACUAUAGGGGCCAAACAAUACUUACAAACUCAACCUACGGCUUCAAGACCUCUGAAACGAAGGACCUAGACCUCUUUCAUUGUACGUCAAGAAUGGUUACUAUAAUCAGCACCAUGGAAACUCAGGUGUCCAAUGGUCCAAGUGGAACCAGCCUGCCAAACGGCCCAGUCAUCAGCACCAAUGGUGCUACAGACGACAGCAAGACUAACUUGAUCGUCAACUACCUGCCGCAGAACAUGACCCAAGAGGAGUUCAAAAGUCUGUUCGGUAGCAUCGGAGAGAUUGAGUCCUGCAAGCUAGUCAGAGACAAGAUAACAGGUCAGAGUUUGGGCUAUGGCUUUGUAAACUACGUAGACCCCAAUGAUGCAGACAAGGCCAUCAACACACUCAAUGGGCUCAAACUUCAGACCAAAACAAUCAAGGUGUCCUACGCCCGGCCUAGCUCAGCCUCCAUCCGGGAUGCCAACCUGUAUGUGAGUGGCCUCCCCAAAACCAUGAGUCAAAAAGAUAUGGAACAGCUGUUCUCUCAGUACGGCCGCAUCAUCACCUCGCGCAUCCUGGUGGAUCAAGUCACAGCAGGCAUAUCGCGAGGAGUGGGUUUCAUCCGGUUUGACAAGCGAAACGAGGCAGAGGAGGCCAUCAAGGGGCUGAACGGCCAGAAGCCCCUGGGCGCCUCAGAGCCCAUCACCGUCAAAUUCGCCAACAACCCCAGCCAGAAGACAGGCCAGGCUCUCUUGACCCAGCUGUACCAGACAGCUGCUCGCCGCUACACUGGACCCCUGCACCACCAGACCCAACGCUUCAGCAUCAUCCCUCCAUUUGGAAAGGGACCUGAUCCAAAUAACAGCACAAAACCAAUACUCGACAAUUUACUAAACGCCAGCUACGGAGUCAAGAGUUCUCCCUCUCUCCUUCCCAGGUUCUCACCCAUUACCAUCGACAGCAUGACCAGCCUGGCAGGGGUCAACCUCACUGGACCCACCGGAGCCGGCUGGUGCAUCUUUGUCUACAACCUGUCCCCCGAAGCUGAUGAAAGCGUCCUGUGGCAGCUGUUCGGGCCGUUCGGCGCCGUUACAAACGUCAAGGUCAUCCGUGACUUCACCACCAACAAAUGUAAGGGCUUCGGCUUUGUCACCAUGACCAACUACGACGAGGCAGCCAUGGCCAUCGCCAGCCUCAAUGGCUACCGCCUCGGCGAUCGUGUUCUGCAAGUCUCCUUCAAGACGAGCAAGCAGCACAAGGCCUGAGAGAGGUGCAGCCUGUACCUGCUUCUUCAGCCUGCAGGGAGAGUACCUGAGCUCCCUGUACGAUCACUCUACAUGGGCCUGGACUGAGUCUCUCUCUGACACACACACAUACGCACACACAAACAAACACACGCUCUCUCUCUCUCACACACACACACACACACACAGACACACACACACAAGCACACAUACAAUACCAAAACAUAUCCACACAUCCAAACACACACACAAUGAUAGUCAGUAGUCAGAGUUUCAAACAAAUACACAAGUAGAGUUUUUUCUUUUCUCUUAUACACAACAUGCUAGUCCUUCCCUACGUUUGCCUGGAUUGAAUUAGUAGGGGUGCAUAGUUGUUCUGUGGGGGUGGGUUUGAGAGGUGUCUAUGAGGGAGACAGUCUAACGAAUGUGACAGAGAAUGUGUGCUGAGUGCUUUGAUUGAAUUCAGGCAAAUAAUGACCACUACUGAACAAAAUGAUCAAAAAUCGAAAUGAGCAAAUAUGUGCAAUUUACCCAAACUCUUACCCAACAAACUCUCCCAGUAUCUUGCUGGAGAAGAUGUAGUCACUUUUUUUACACUUGGGCAUUUUGAAUCAGUGAUUUUUUUUAAGAUCAAAGGAAAAUAAUUAAAAACAGUGUUCUCUUAUAUACGUAUAUUAAAAAUAUAACUAUAUAUUCAAUAUUUAAGGUGGUUAAAUAGCCGAGUAUGUAAGCAUUUUCUAGAAACGUUGACUACUGUUCCCUAGCUCUGCAUUCAGUGGUACCUAGUUUUUAGGGCCGUUUCUCUAUUUGAGCUGAGACCCAAUAUGAUUUAGGUGAAGUAAUGGAUACUGGUCACAGAGACAAGCAGCUAGAUGGGCCUUACAAUCACACUAUUCCCUCACAACACACGAAUCUCACACGAGAAAACCACUGCUGAAAAAAACAGCACGCACAUUUACCACAGGAAGACACAUUCACAUAUCCACCUUCCCAUAGGGAUAGGUAACACAAUAAUUUCGGUCACUGAAGCUGAAGAAUCUCCUUGAACUUUCACACCAUGUUUUGUAUUCAUGAGAAUGGAUUCCACAACAAGCAGCUGUCCCAGAUUUAUUUUGUUCCUAUGGUGCCAGUGUUCCUGAGUGAAUCUCUUGAGGCUGGGGGAUGAGUUUAGAGAGAAAUUAUUUCACCAAAUCACAGAGCCACUUUACCCUAAAACCCAACCUGAAACAGGGCUCCACAAAACAGCAUGCCUAAGGCAGAUUGAGAGGACUGUCUUAUAGUUCCAUCUCUUCCUUCAGCUUUGCCAGGCGCUCCUCAAUGUCUUUUAAAUCCCUUACAAGAAGCUUAUCAUCAUAAUUCUUCCCGUCAUCGAUUGGAUAACAAGUCAUGCCUGAAAAUUCUAUCCGGGGCAUGUAUAUCAUAUAUACAAAUCAUAUAAACAAACAAGACAGUAGUUAUUCUAUUUCUUCAUUUCAUAUCUGAUCGGCACUACCACCAAAAUAGCGUUUCCCAAAAUAUUCCAUUUGCAUGAAAAUGAUUUAAGGCAUCCUUGAUGAAAUGUUGUGGCAAAAAUCAGCUGUUUUGGUGACUGGCGGUUGGACUCCAGCAUCUUGACCUUAUACAGUAUGUUCCAUGGGGAGAGCUAUUGGCUUACAAUAUCAAGACAUCUGCACAUAGUAGAUUAAAUAAGGUCAAAUGUAAUCAAGACAUUUUGCUUUUUUUUUUAUAACGCUGCGUUAGCCAAAGAGGAAGACGAUCUCUUUGAAAGGAUUACAUUAGAUAAAUCUAUUUUUAUACAUACAAAAGAACAAGACCUUGUGCUGAAUUUUUACAGAUUCUUAAGCUUGGCAAAAUUGGGACUCCACAUGUCUUUAUUUUAAGCCCUCUGAUCUCCUCUGAGAGAGGAGGAAGGAGCAUGUGGUGUACGGAUGGGCAUUUAGGGGAGGGGGAGGAGAGAAGUUUUAUCUCAGACAAACUUAACUGUUUAAAUGUAUGAAAUGAGAGAAAAACAAUUUAAAUUGAAACAAAUCAACAAAACAAAGACAUGGAUAAAACACAACGCAAUUCAACAAUUAGCAAAUAAUAUAGAAACAUGUCAGCAUCUGUAAUAUGUGAGUGUAGAUGAACACAUCCAGUAUAUGUUGUUCUCAGAUUGUAUACAAUGUUGUUUCAAUCAUGAGCAGUGAAGUGCAGUGCUGUGGUACUAAGCACUAAGCUGCAUUAAGACAGGCCCUGUUACUGUUGGUACAUGUUUGGCUGCUUGGGACAGUCACAGAGAGGUUUAAAGCAAUUCUUAAUAACACCAAUCUUGACUGUAACGAUCUGACAUAAUAUUUAGCCAAAGAAUUUGAUUGAAUUUCAUCAUCAGUACAGUUUGAUUCAGUCUAACUAUAUCAGUCCCAACAUUUAUUUAUUGCAUGAGGAUACCUUUUGAGUUUUGUGCCGUCAUUAAGUUUUAUUAUCACAGUUGUUCAUAUCAGUUUGUACUUGCCAAAUGCAAAGCACCAAACGUAAUACAGCAUAUCACACUUUCUGUGUUGAAUGAAUAUCACUUAGCCAAAAUGCUUGAAUUUGUAACAUGGAAACAGUUUAUUUCCCCGCAAAAAAAUUACAUCCGAUGUACACCAUAUUCCAAUAACAUUACACAUAAAAUAGUCUGUACACUGGAUCUCCAACCUUGAUGCCUGAUUACAAUAUCUUUGUAAGACAGCAGAGAUUGAAUUGAACCCAAUGCUCUUCACAUUGCACCACUUCUACUUUGCCUUUGGCUUUUAUCAUCUUAAAACCAUUUCAUCUCCUGUUUUGCCCAGAUUAAUAUCAUUGGUGGUGUGCCAAGUGCCGACCAAAAACAAAUAAACAGCAACAUCCAAUCACAAACAAGCCUUUUUCACUUCUGCUCUGGAGAAGGUGGCAAGUAAAGCUUACCCAGCAGCACUUGGGAGAGUCCAACGGUGAACCUUGGGAACAAAACAGAGCUGUCUGGCCACAUCCAGACUAGCAUAGUUAGCUAACCCCCCCCCCCAGACCAACAGCCCAAAUGGUCCCUCCAUAUACAGUUAAUACAGAGACCCAUCUCCCUCCCACCUGCAGUAGAGAGACAGUGAAAAUGGCAGGAGGCCACCGUACUGCACCGCUUGAACAACAAUAAUAAUCAUUUAAAAAGACAAAAAAACUUUCCUAUGGAACAGUAAGUGCAAUGUGCUUUGUUUUUAUAUUGACUGAGAACAAAAGAUAUAUAUAUUUUUAAAAAAAGAAAUUAAACGUCACACUGAAAUGGUUUGCGGAAUAGAGAAAGGAUCAAAUGUAAAGAAAAAAGUGUUAAUGAACAGAUUAAUUGACAGAGAAUCAAAAAAGCACCAAGAGCUCUGAUCUCUAAAUGUCCAUAAUCCCUUCCAGUCCCCAAUUACUGCUCUAACCAUGCAAGCUAAAACUAAACUGAAUUAAAGAGCAAUUUCAAAAGACCUUGAAAGGAAUACUGUCUAAUAUAUCAUCAGUUUUAGCCCAUGUCAAUUUCAGAAUAUCAUUUUCUUGUAAUUUAUUGAUUUAUUUUACAUAUCAAGUUUCACUUGUUAACUUAGCGUAUUUGUGUUGUUGAUGUUACCAUAGAGGACACACAUGGGUCAAAGUUUUUAUUUGGUUGCUUUGAUUGGGUACAAUUUGUUAUGAUUUUUAUUCCAUUAUUUAAUUAGUUGCAGUUCUUACAGUGUAUGCCGAUUUUAGACUUAGUUAGAAUUUUAUUUCAAUCAAACUGUGUUCAAUUGUGUUUGUAAAAGUCUGUGGUAGCUUUUGUUGCAACAUAAAUAAUUUAAACUGAAAAAAUUCAAGAUAGCGCCAACAAACUUGUAUUAUUUGGCGACUUUAAGCUUGUAGUUUUAACUUAUUGUUAACUUAAAAACUAUUUAUUAUUAUUAUGAUUAUUAUUAUUGCCUCGUAUAAAGUAUGUUUUGUGUAUAUUUAUGGUUUAUUUCAUUAUAUUUGCAAGUUUAAAUUUUUUUAAGUUUGCCAAAAUUGUGGUUACACCAUUUCUUUCUUAAAAAGGGAACAAAUAGAUUAAAAACAGCUUUAGAAGUACGAUUUGGAAAAGUUCUCCAUAGUCAAAGAAUGCACUGCUAUAUUUAACUAAUUGAAGUGUAUAAACAUACAUGCUGUGUGCUAGAUGUUAUGCCUUUACUGCCUGUGUUCUGUUUGUCUUGUUAAAUGAAAAUCUUUUGAUUAUUUAAUCUAA
Messenger RNA from Osmerus eperlanus (European smelt), 5778 nucleotides. It is a transcript of the gene elavl3, whose product is annotated as ELAV like neuron-specific RNA binding protein 3. Gene Ontology annotation, cellular component: ribonucleoprotein complex. Lineage: Eukaryota; Metazoa; Chordata; Actinopteri; Osmeriformes; Osmeridae. The record is from RefSeq and is a predicted model, not a curated record. Bases 420 to 1574 code for a protein of 384 amino acids. Gene Ontology annotation, molecular function: RNA binding. The transcript is spliced from 8 exons.